Molecule: messenger RNA, 1869 nt
Organism: Aureobasidium uvarum
Lineage: Eukaryota; Fungi; Ascomycota; Dothideomycetes; Dothideales; Saccotheciaceae
Source: the annotation of a GenBank genome assembly
AUGGAUGGCACUCCUUCUAUCCGCAUCCACUCGCACUCCCACGACCACCGCUACCACAGUCCGCCGCCUCUCUCACGACACUCGCCGCAGCAUCCACUGCAUGCGCCGGCGUCGCCGAUGUCCAUCCCGCAUGCCACACAAGACUCUCCCUCGGUGCCACCGCCCUUGCCGCCGCCCACGAACCUGUACGAGGACCUGACGCCCCAGGCGCAGCAGAAAGAAUGGAUUUUCUUCAACAAGGAAUACGUCGAUCAGCACUGGACUGAUUUCGGCAAGGCCGCCACAGUCAGGCCCGGCUCGAGUCUGCUGGGCGGCAACAAGUCGCAAGAAGAUGGUCACGUCCAACAUCAUGAAGCAGACGCUUCCCGGAGAGGCAGUUCCAUGUCGACCAUCACGGCGCCGCAUCGCAACUCGGAGGCCAUGAUUGAUCCUUGCGACAACGACGACGCGAAGCUCUCGGGCUACAGCGAGCGACAACUGGAACAGCGCUCUCUCAGCACUUCGUCGCAAGCAUACGACAGGAACCUGCUAUCCAAAAUCGGCGGGCCGAAUACGCCAAAUAGACUUUCGGUUUCAGGCGGGCCGGAAACCUCAGGAGCUGUGUCCCCCGGACCAGAGCCCAACGCAGAACACUCGGCCAGGCAUCUCUCGACCUCGUCGUCGUCUCAGUCCGAGAGGCGCCAUCCUUCGGUCGACAGCUCGACCUUUAGGUGGUCUGUAUCCAGUGCUGUCUCGCCCGGUCCUUUCCGCAAUCCCAACUUCAAUCCGGAGAACACCAGACCAACAACACUGCGCCACUCGAGUUUUCAAUUCGACGACAGCUCAUCGCAUCGCGGUAGUUAUGAUCAGUCCAUGUUCUUAAACGAGGAAAUUUCUACAGAGGAGGGUCAGAUGAAGGACCUGAACCUCAACGACCGCGAUGACUUCCAGCUUGGCGCAAAGCCAGGCAUGAAGAGACGUGCUUCGUCGCCGCAUAGAGAUUCCUUGCGCGAAGACCGCUCUUCCAUCAGUAGCGCUCCGGGCAGUGGUGACUUAUACACUCGUCGCUCAUUACAACAACAACAAUACCCUAAUCGUAAUCCGUCCAUCUCGGCGUCGAGGUAUGCGCCGAGUCAUCAUGGCUCAAUAUCUUCUGCCUCAUCAUACAACCCACGCCACGGCUCGUUGGCUUCAUCAUACACAUUAUCUGUCUCUAGUAGUGCUACGAGCUAUGCUUCUGGACGUAUCUCACCUGGCAUGAUGUCGCCAGCCAUAAUCGAUCCGGAGCUCGGAGCCAUGGGCUACAUGAAUGCUAAGCCUCCAAACAACCAAAGUCCUGCGCCUCAGCACAUAAUGCCGCCGUAUACUCGCACAAUGUCCGACACGCCACUACAUAACGCCCUCCACACUCCUGCGGACAGUGCACCACAAUCACGUCACAAUAGCUUGCCUGGUGUACAAGGUAUCUUCAUUUGCGACUGCUGUCCCAAGAAACCGAAAAAGUUCACUAGCGAAGACGACCUGAGCACAAACGGGGCAACAGACACUUGCGGCUACUGCGGCGACGAAUUUCCCAAUCCGGCAGACUGGAACAGCAGACGCGAGCACGUCCUGCAAACGCACAAGUUUGGCGAGUGCAACCAGACGAAAAAGUUCUACCGCGCCGAUCACUUCCGCCAACAUCUCAAGCACAGCCAUGGGGGCACGAGUGGGAAAUGGACUAAUAUGCUCGAGACGACGUGUAUGCGUGACGAACCGCUGCCACAGCCAAUGAGUAUGACUGCAAACGUUCAGCCAGCGAUGCCCAUGAUGGGUAUGGCCAAUACGGCGGGGCCGCCCAUGGGCAGCAACAAACCAGAUGUGAUUGCGGAAAUGCCGCAUGAAGCAUGA